Messenger RNA from Hyaloperonospora brassicae, 624 nucleotides. The record is from the annotation of a GenBank genome assembly. NCBI's taxonomy places the organism in Eukaryota, Oomycota, Peronosporomycetes, Peronosporales, Peronosporaceae.
AUGCGCCUCCACGUCGUUCUUGCCCUCUUCGGGGCCACCUUUGUCGCAAGCUGCAUCACUUGUACCGGUGCCGAUCACUACUUGGCAGAAGACCGUCACGACGAGAGCAUUGACAUCCGCCGUCUUCGUCAAGAAACUACCCGAGCGUAUGAAGAGUCACUGGACGGCGGUCCUUUGUACAAGAAACAAAAGCACGAGGAGCAAUCUUCACGUGAGGCUCCGUCGCCGGCGAAAGUCCCGGGUCGUGUACAGCUCACCGCUGCUCAAACAAAGAAGCUGUAUAAAAAGCUUGCGGCGCUUUCAGGCGACAAGGAAGAAAGGUUCACACUUUUCAAAGUGUUUGGUUGGGCCACACUGAUUGGAGGAGUUGGGGGAGCUAGUGCGUUGAUAUACCAGGCCCUCAAGAAGAGAUCAUCGAUGACGAGCGGUGUGCCGGGUGGAAUGUCGGCCACGGAAAGUGUGUCGGUCUCUGGUUCGGACAGCAUGUCGGGCUCUAGUUCGGGAAGCAUGUCGGGCUCUGGCUUCGAAAGCAUGUCGGGCUCUGGCUUCGAAAGCAUGUCGGGCUCUGCUUUGCGAGAACGACAACAAGCUCAAGAACUACAAGAUCUGUCCGAUGACUGGUAA